AUUCUGAAAAUCCAAUUGGGUGCAUUUUAUCUUUUCUAUCCUACUCUAUGUCUGCAAACUUUUUUUCAAACUAUAAAAACCCAAAAUACUUCCAAACUUAGUAUCAGUUACAAUUUGUCUUUUAGUAAAGCAUCAGCAACAUUUUAAAAAAUAAGAAAAUAACCAGUAAAAUAAAUAAUCAUGAAUUGCAAAUUUGCCUUAAUAUUUCUGGUUGUUCUUGCAGUAGCUCUUAAAUCUUCCCAGGGAACUAGCAUUAGCAUUCAGGAUAUCAAAGAAGAUGUAGCAGAACUGAAAAAACCAUUGAUUGCUGCAAAAGUUGGCAUUGCAACAGGUCUUGCAGCUAAAAUUAAGUUUGCAGCCUUAAAGAAAGCAGCAGUUGUUAAAACAAUUGUAAAGGCUCCAUUUAUUCUGGCGAAAAAAGCUGCAUUAUUAAAGAUUAAAGCUAUCAAGUCAUUGGCAGCUUUUAAGGCUGAUAAAGCGAAAAAAGCUGUAUCGUUCGUAGCAGGAAUUCCAUCAGCUGCAUUGGCAAAACUUAAACCCAAUUCUACCCCACAUGUCCAAGUAGCCCAUCAAACUGAAGUAAUUGACAACAUCUAUCCAGCAUAUCCUGAUCAUGGACAAAAUUACAAUCAUCAUCAAGAACAACACCAACAAUACCAAAUUCCUGCUAAUACCAAUUAUCACUACUACAAAAGUGCUCUAGAUGCUCCCCGAACAUACACCAAUGAUUAUAGCCUUGUUCCUGAAAACAAUUCAGGAAGCCAAUACUAUCCUGUUUCUGAUAUUAUCCAGCCCCAUCAAAAUUAUGGUGUUCCAGCAAAUUGAUUAGAUAUUUGCAGAAAAUUAUAAAACUAAUUUUAAGUUAAUAAAUACAAGAAACUUUUUUCA
This is a messenger RNA of Eupeodes corollae, 888 nucleotides long. RefSeq lists its product as uncharacterized. The record is from RefSeq and is a predicted model, not a curated record. The transcript is spliced from 3 exons. NCBI's taxonomy places the organism in Eukaryota, Metazoa, Arthropoda, Insecta, Diptera, Syrphidae. The coding region runs from base 181 to 825 and encodes 214 amino acids.